AUGGUUGACCGUCGCUGGCCCUUUGUGAUCUGCUCACUUCAGGCUGCGAUCGCGCUGCUCAUGGUCACUCAGUACUGCUCAUGGUUCGCCAUCAGAGACCAGUCGCUAGGCACGGUGAGGGCAGCCGACGGAGCAUGGAGGCACCAAGCCUCCAACGGCGCGUCGCGACGAGCCGACUGGCCGACGAGCGUCUCCAUCCUUCGCGUGCAAGUUCCAACAGCGCCCAUCUCCAACCUGUCAACGCACUCCGUCUCGUGCCCCAUCUUCAGCGGUCCGGGCUACGACGCCAAGAGGCACAAGUCACACGACGUCAGUCUGCCCGCCUUUGAGGCGCCGUUCGAGUCGACGCCGCGCCCGCCUUUGCUGGCGGUAGACGCGAUCCCGCUUUCGGACGUGCGCCUGCUCGCUGGCAGCGCCUUCCACGCCGCCUUCGAGACGAACCUCGCAUACCUCAAGCUGCUCUCGACCGACUCUCUGCUGCUCGCGUGGCGGCUGACCGCGCAGGGAGGCAAGUGGUCGCCCGGCUCGCUCCGCCUGAUGGGGUGGGAGCACACCGGCUCCGAGCUGCGCGGCCACUUCCUUGGGCACUGGCUCUCGGCCUCGGCGAUGGCCUUCGCCGCCACUCGCGACGCCGAGCUGCGCCACCGGAUGACUGAGGUCGUUGAGGAGCUGGGCAAGCUCGCCGCCGCCCACGGCAGCGGCUACCUCUCCGCCUUCCCGCCCUCAUUCCUCGACCGACUCGAGGCGAUCACGCCCGUCUGGGCGCCCUACUACACUCUCCACAAGUUGCUCGCAGGGCUGCUGCAGCAGUACUCCCUCGCUGGCAGCCACAAGGCGCUCGAGAUCGCCGAGGCGCUCGGCGAAUACAUUGGCAAGCGGGUGCGCCGACUCGCGGCAGAGAAGGGACUGGCGCACCAGUUCAAGACGCUCAACCAAGAGUGCGGCGGCAUCAACGAGGCUCUCUCAGAUGCGCUGUGGCACCUCGCCUCCCUCACCGGCAAGGCGGAGCACCGCGCCACCGCCUCCCUCUUCGACAAGCCGUGCCUGCUCGGACCUCUCGCCGCCGGACAGGACGCGCUCACAGGCAUGCACGGCAACACGGCCCUCGCUCUGAUGCUCGGCGCUCAGCGGCGGUUUGAGGUGACUGGCGAGGCGCACUUCACCGCCCUCACGCAGCGCUUCGUCGAUUUGGUCGUGAGCAAGCGCUCGUACGCCACGGGAGGCUCCACGCACAACGAGCUGUGGGAGGCUCCCGGCCAGCUCGGCCACACGCUGGCGCACGGCGGGGCGCGGCACGAGCACGCCGAGAGCUGCACCACGCACAACAUGGUCCGGCUGGUCGGCAUGCUGCUGAGGGCGAGCGGCGGCGCACUCGCGUACGCCGACUUCAUCGAGCGCGCCUUGCUCAACGGCGUCCUCGGCACGCAGCGCGGCAGCGAGCCGGGAGCGAUGCUCUACUUCAUGCCGCUCGGCACCGGCGUCUCAAAGCGCAAGCCGCAGAGCUGGAGGCACUCUGGCUGGUCGACACCCUUCGGCGACUUUUGCUCAUCGCCGCGCGCUUGCGGUGGCGCCGCGCCGGGCUCGUUCUCGUUCUCGAGCGCCCUCCACCCCGCCGCCACGCCCGGCCUCAAGCUGCGGGUGGAGAGGGCGGCGGCCGAAGGCGUGCACGCCGCCAUCGCCUUCCGAAGUGGCAGCCUGAUGCGCGUGGAGCGAACUUGGCGCGAGGGUGACGAGGUCUCUCUCUCGCUGCCCGCCUCGCUGCGCACCUCUCGGCUGCCCGACGAGCGACCAAAGUACCGCCGCCUCUUUGCGCUCCUCCACGGCCCUGUGGUGCUCGCCUGCGUCGGCUGCCUCCGCCCGCUGCUACCGGGAGGCACCGAGGCGGAGCUGCUGGAGAUGCUCGAGCCGGUGCCUGCGGCCGCCUCGGCGCAGCUGCGCACGCUGCGGCGAAUCGAGGAGCGGGGCGCACCGCCGGGCACGCUGCUGCUGCACGCGGAUCGGCUGUGGCUGCGCGAGGGCAGGCUUCCCGCGCUGCCGCUCUCGCGGCGGCGUGGCGGCAGCGACCUCGCGGGCGUGGUCACCUUGCGCGAGGUUGCAGGCUUGGGCGGUGGGGACAACCUCGUCUCCUUCUCUCCCUUUGGCAGGCCGGGCUGCUGGCUGGCGGCGCCGCAGGGCGGAUCGGGCGGGCAGGUGGAGCUGCUCUGCCUCCACCGCGGCGUGCAGCCUUCUCCGGAGCAGGCGAGGCGCGCUUCGUGGAGGCGGCACGACCCGCUGCUCGCCGCGGCGCACGGCUCGCCGCACUUGCGAGGAUGCGCGACACGCGGCUUCCAGAGCUACGAGUCGCUCCACGCGCCGGGCUGUUUCCUCUCGACCGCCGCCGGCGCAGAGGCGGGCGCGAGCAGCGCCACGGGCUACGAAGUGGGCGACGAGCUGGCGACGCGCCUCACGCCGGUGACGCUACAGCGCAAGCCGUCCGGCGAGAAGGAGGUGCCGGCUGUGAAGCGGUUCGCCGCGCUGAGCUCGUUUGAGGAGGCGGUGGGAGCGGCGAGCUACCCGGCGGCCGCCUGGUUCUUGCGCCCUUCCCCGGGCCGGCCGGAACUCGCCUCGGCCGUGGUGUGGCCGCUCUCUGAGGUCAUCGACGAGACGUACUCGGUGUAUUUUGAUCUCCAGUAG
Emiliania huxleyi CCMP1516 is the source of this 2673-nucleotide messenger RNA. RefSeq lists its product as hypothetical. Gene Ontology annotation, biological process: carbohydrate metabolic process. The transcript is spliced from 9 exons. The record is from RefSeq and is a predicted model, not a curated record. The coding region runs from base 1 to 2673 and encodes 890 amino acids. Lineage: Eukaryota; Haptophyta; Isochrysidales; Noelaerhabdaceae.